This is a messenger RNA of Trichosurus vulpecula (common brushtail), 7277 nucleotides long. It is a transcript of the gene ATAD2B, whose product is annotated as ATPase family AAA domain containing 2B. NCBI's taxonomy places the organism in Eukaryota, Metazoa, Chordata, Mammalia, Diprotodontia, Phalangeridae. The coding region runs from base 1 to 4320 and encodes 1439 amino acids. The record is from RefSeq and is a predicted model, not a curated record. The transcript has 28 exons. Gene Ontology annotation, cellular component: nucleus. Gene Ontology annotation, molecular function: histone binding; ATP binding; chromatin binding. Gene Ontology annotation, biological process: positive regulation of transcription by RNA polymerase II.
AUGGUGAACACCCGGAAGAGCGCUCUGCGCCUCCUGGGCGGGAAGGCGUCCGGGCCCGGGGCCGGAGGGGCAGGCGGGGGGGCCGGCGGAGCAGCCGGGCCCGGAGGUGGGCACUUCAUCUCGUCCCGCACGCGCUCUUCCAAAAGCCGCGCGGUGGGGGCCAAAGCGGGCCCUGGGACGGCGGCGGGAGCCGGAACGGGAGCAGGAGGCGGAGACCUGGACGACACCCGGAACGUUGACGCUGAUGGCAGCUUGAGCGAUAGUCACAUCUCCCCGCCAGCCAAGCGCACUCUGAAGCUUGCCGAUGCUCUCUGCAAGGAUAAAUCCAAGGCGCGAAGUCCUGGCCAGCGGGAGGAAUGGAGCCUUGCAGCUGGCCAGUCCAGGUUAACUUCUCAGCCUGGUGCUACAUUACCAAACGGACAUAGUAGCCUAUCUCUUCGAAGUCACCCCCUCCGAGGGGAAAAGAAGGGAGAUGGGGACCGCCCGUGCAUGAAUGGGGAUAUGGAAGUCAGGAAAAGUUGUCGUUCCAGGAAAAACAGAUUCGAAAGUGUGAAUCAGAGCUUAUUAUUUGAUCAGCUCGUCAACAGCACUGCUGAGGCCGUCCUGCAGGAAAUGGACAACAUCAACAUCCGGAGAAAUAGGCGGUCUGGCGAGGUGGAGAGACUUCGCAUGUGGACCGACACAGAGUUUGAAAACAUGGACAUGUAUUCAAGAGUGAAAAGGCGAAGGAAGUCCCUGAGAAGAAAUAGUUAUGGCAUCCAGAACCAUCAUGAGGUGUCUACCGAGGGUGAGGAAGAAGAGUCUCAAGAGGAGGAUGGCGAUAUCGAAGUAGAGGAGGCUGAAGGUGAGGAGAAUGACCGCCCCUAUAACCUGAGGCAGAGGAAGACUGUGGAGAGGUACCAGGCCCCACCCAUAGUGCCAGUUCAUCAGAAAAAGAGGGAGAAUGCCCUGUUUGACAUCCACAGAUCUCCUGCCAGAAGAAGCCAUAUCAGGAGAAAGAAGCAUGCCAUCCACAGCAGUGAUACGACGUCCUCUGAUGAGGAGCGCUUCGAGAGAAGGAAAUCGAAGAGCAUGGCCCGGGCCAGGAACAGGUGUUUGCCAAUGAACUUUAGAGCAGAAGAUUUAGCCAGCGGUAUUCUUCGAGAACGUGUCAAAGUUGGUGCCAGCUUGGCAGAUGUUGACCCAAUGAUACUUGACAAAUCGGUGCGUUUCGACAGUAUCGGAGGAUUGAGCCAUCACAUUCAUGCACUAAAAGAAAUGGUUGUGUUUCCACUUCUGUAUCCUGAAAUUUUUGAAAAAUUCAAAAUUCAGCCUCCCAGGGGCUGCUUGUUUUAUGGUCCCCCCGGCACUGGUAAGACCCUGGUUGCCAGAGCACUGGCCAAUGAGUGCAGCCAGGGAGACAAGAAGGUGGCUUUCUUCAUGCGCAAAGGAGCUGACUGUCUGAGCAAGUGGGUCGGGGAAUCUGAGCGGCAGCUUCGGCUGCUUUUUGACCAGGCCUACCUGAUGAGACCCUCAAUAAUAUUUUUUGAUGAGAUCGAUGGGUUGGCUCCGGUUCGAUCUAGCAGACAGGACCAGAUUCACAGUUCCAUUGUGUCCACCCUCCUCGCACUCAUGGAUGGACUGGAUAACAGGGGGGAAAUCGUUGUUAUUGGUGCUACCAACAGACUGGACUCCAUCGACCCUGCGCUCAGGAGACCUGGCCGCUUUGACCGGGAAUUUCUUUUUAACCUGCCGGAUCAAAAGGCCCGGAAGCACAUUUUGCAGAUCCACACCCGGGACUGGAGCCCUAGACUGUCAGACCUCUUCCUUGGUGAACUGGCUGAGAAAUGUGUUGGCUACUGUGGCGCAGACAUCAAGGCCCUGUGCACGGAGGCUGCCCUGCUCGCCCUGCGCAGGCGCUACCCACAGAUCUACGCCAGCAGCCACAAGCUGCAGCUGGACGUGUCCUCCAUUGUGCUCAGCGCGCAGGACUUCCACCACGCCAUGCAGAACAUUGUGCCUGCCUCCCAGCGUGCCGUCACAUCCUCGGGCCAUGCCCUAUCGCCCAUCAUCAGGCCUCUUCUGGAGAGGAGCUUCAACCACAUCCUCUCUGUUCUGCAGAGAGUGUUUCCUCAUGCCGAGACCAGCCAGGGGGACAGACGAGAAGAUGCGCAGAGCCUCCUUUUAGAAGACAGCGAUGAUGAGAAUGCUUUGUCGAUAUUUGAGACUGGCUGUCCCUCAGGAUCACCAAAGAAACCGUCCCCAGCUGCUGCCCAUAAGCCCUACCUGCAUUUCAGCACGUCAGCUUCUCAGCAGCCCACGUCAUACCGGCCUCGCUUGCUGCUGUCUGGAGAGAGGGGCUCGGGGCAGACUUCUCACCUGGCUCCUGCCCUGCUGCACACUCUGGAGAAGUUCUCUGUGCACAGACUUGACCUCCCUGCGCUUUAUUCAGUCAGUGCCAAAACACCCGAGGAGUCGUGUGCCCAGAUAUUCCGUGAAGCUCGGAGAACAGUACCAAGCAUUGUUUACAUGCCUCAUAUCGGUGACUGGUGGGAGGCUGUCAGCGAGACUGUGAGAGCGACGUUUCUGACCCUGCUGCAGGACAUACCAUCCUUCUCCCCUAUAUUUCUCCUGUCUACCUCUGAGACCAUGUACAGCGAACUGCCCGAGGAGGUUAAAUGUAUAUUUAGAAUCCAAUAUGAAGAGGUCUUGUAUAUUCAAAGGCCCAUUGAAGAAGACAGACUCAAAUUUUUCCAGGAAUUGAUUCUCAAUCAGGCGUCGAUGCCUCCACCAAGAAGGAAAAAAGCUGCUCUGUAUGCUAUGGAGGUGCUGCCUCUGGCGCUGCCUUCUCCAUCCCGCCAGCUGUCGGAGUCGGAAAAGACCCGCAUGGAGGACCAGGAGGAGAACACCUUGCGAGAGCUGCGGCUGUUUCUCAGGGACGUGACCAAGAGGCUUGCCACAGACAAGCGCUUUAGCAUCUUCAGCAAACCGGUGGAUAUUGAAGAGGUGUCUGAUUAUCUGGAGGUGAUCAAGGAGCCCAUGGACUUAUCCACUGUCAUCACCAGAAUUGAUAAACACAACUAUUUAACUGCUAAGGACUUCCUGAAUGACAUUGAUCUCAUCUGUAACAAUGCGUUAGAGUAUAACCCAGAUAAAGACCCUGGAGACAAGAUCAUCAGGCACAGGGCUUGCACUUUGAAGGACACUGCCCAUGCCAUCAUUGCUGCUGAGCUCGACCCAGAGUUUAACAAACUUUGUGAAGAAAUCAAGGAAUCCAGAAGGAAAAGAGGCUUACCGGUGACCGCAGAACAAAUCAGUCCCCCUGGCUCCGUGGCACGCAGGGCAGAAACGAGAACGGAGGAGGCGUUCCGCAGCAAGCAGAGACAUCCCAUAGACGUCUGGCACCACCCUGCAAACAAAUGUGCCUUUCGGGUCCGGAGGAAGUCGAGGCGGCGCUCCCAGUGGGGGAAGGGCAUCAUCAAGAAGAGGAAGGCCAACAACUUGAAGAAGGAUGAGGAUGAGGGCAAGUUUGCUGACUAUGAUGGCCCAGCGGUGGGCAGGAAGCUCAUGGAGAAUGGUGAGUUUGAAGUCAGCCCGGACUGCCCCGAGGAGAAUGGAGAGGAGACCGGAGAUCUGUCCAUGACCAACGAUGAGUCAUCUUGUGACGUCAUGGACCUAGAGCCGGAGCCGAGGCUUGAUGAUGGCCCCCGAGCCUCCACCGAGGAGGAGAGCUCGAACGAGUCCCUGCUGGCCAACAGCAGCGGCCCACUGCUAAAGCCAGAGCAGAUGCCCAAGGAGGAGCCCCUCCCCAACGGUGAGGCUGCCAUCGACAGCCCAGAGAGUCCCCGAGGCCCAGCGAGGGCUAACGCCCCCGAGGCUCCUCUGGAAGAGAGGUUAAAAGAAAAAAUAGAGACUUCCCAGGAGAAUCCCAGAGGGGAGGCUGAGAAGCGACUCAGUCCUGAGGCCCCCUCAAGCCUCAGCAACGAGCGGGCCGAGCAUAGUACAGACCUCGAGGGAAAAGAGUCGGAGCCUGAUAAGGAAGGUGCUGCUCGUGGCAAGAGAUACCGUAAGUUAGUCUUGGAGUCCUCCCGCACGGCGAGCCUGGACCUAGUCCCAGAGGAGCCCUUGGAGCCCGUCCCUGCCCUGGUCGUGGACCACGAGCGGCUGAAGAAACUGCUGGAUUUGCUGGUGAAGAGAAGCAGCAACUUGGCUGUGGAUCAGCUGGAGAGGCUGUACUCGCUGCUCAGCCAGUGCAUCUACCGACACCGCAGAGACUAUGACAAGUCCCGACUCGUGGAGGAGAUGGAAAGGACCGUGCGUCUGUUUGAGACGUUCCUCUGAGCGCGCCUGCUCUGCUCUGCUCUUUCUCCACACUGCUCGCGAGGAUGGGCGGGCGCGCGCAGCCUUCUCUGAGCCAUUCACUUCGUGAUCGCACCAGGCCUGGGUGGAGCCGAGCUCCCCUCUUUCCCGCUGUUGCGUUUGGUGCUAUUGUCUCAGGUACCUGAAACCAGCCAGCCUACAAGAACCAAACCGAACUUCAGGCACAUGUUGUAUUUCCACAGACAAAGAUACAAUGUCACCGCGUGGAGAUUUUGGUGCUACAGAAAUUGUUCCCCCUCGGCCCCACCCUGCCUUGUCAGGUGGUCGGCGGCGGGGUGGGGGGUGGUUCUGGGAACGGGCAGGCAGCCGCGGGUCUCCCCCUCCCCAUCUUCUUCUCGCCCUUUGUUUCUCAUUCGCGUUGGCUGCGGUGUGUUCUGUUGGGAUGCUGGGGAGACAGGAUGUCAUGGGAAGAGGAGGCUCUCUUGGACUGCUUUUAAUGUGCCUUUUAAUUCAUUGGAGGAAGAUAAGGCUACAGAUAGGGGGGUUUGUAGCAGACGACUGGGAGAGCUUCACAGGAAGGGGGGCCAGUGCGCCCCUGGGGGCCAUGGGAAGAAGCCGGUGCUGAAGCGGGUACUCAGAAAGCCACCCGACCGACCAAAAUGGUGACCACUCUUUCCUGUAGUCGGGUCUCUUUCUUUUCUAGAAAUGUCACAUUGGAAAAACAAAACAAACCCUUUUCUGCAUUCAUUGCUGACCACGAUGACCAGAACAGAAUCAGCUCGGGCCUCCCUCUGUUUCUCGCCGUGAUGUCUUUAUCAAUUGUCCAAGAUGAGUGAAUUCCAACCCCCCUUUUUUUUGAAGCCUGGACUUGCCAAGUGGACAGAGAAAAGAGGGAAUUGGUCAGCAGGGUGUCUUGUAUGCAUCAUCUGUGUCCUUUCCCCCCACCCUGGUUUUUUGUAUGUCCCCAUUGCAUGGAGGCUGUCAUGGCACAGUCCAGGCACAAACAGUAUUAGUCAGAAAUCGAUUCUCCUGUCUUUUCCCCUGUGUCCCAUCUCCCAAACCCGCCCCCCCCCCCAAAAAAAAAAUGUAAUUGAUUUAGGCCCGUUUUCAUUCUGUCUCAAGCACUAAUUGGUAUGGAUUAUGGGUCAGGAGCCCAAAAAACUCACUCUAGAAAUUGUACAGGACCCAGGCCCUUCCCAAAAGGCAGGCGCCCUGCUGCCCGGUUCUCCGACCAGCUGCCCAGGGGCACCUCCUUCAUCAGCGUCCUUCACCCGCGGGGGCAUCUUUCCCAUAUAUGCAACACGGCAUGUUUGAGCUUGGUCCUUGCAGUCUCGGACUUCCGCAGAGGUGCAGGGCUACCUCAGCUUUUUGUAUCUGACGAGCACCAGUGUGUUUACAGAACCCUGUAGCCCUCGGUGCCCAUGGGAGCCCAGUCUGAGGUCCUCACUCCUCUGCCGUCCGUCCCUGCUGUGCGGACGCACAAUGCCACUUGUUUCCUUAAAGACUCUCAGACUUUGUAGCAUUCAUCAUUUGAGAUGCAUCCUGUGUCCAAGCACUGUCUGUAUUUUGGAGGUGGGCAAGUGCGAUUAGAAACCAGACCGGGAGGGGGGCCCGGGGCAGCUCCCACGGGAUUCCCAGGAGGGUCUUCAUGCUUUCUUCAGUGUUUAUCACCAUCAUACCUGUCCCAGACAUUUGACUGUCUAAUACAUUAACAUUUUGUAUUUUGAUGAAAAUUGUUACAGACUUUGAAGAUUUGAUGAAAUAAAAUGUAGCAGAUUUUUGUAGCAAGUUUCUGGUAAAAGGGUUUUUGGCAAGUCUCAGGUUCUUGCUGCAGCAUUUUUUUAAUCUUGAUUCCUGUUUCACUAAUUCAGAAGCAUUCUGUUCUAGUAGCGGCCAAGCUUGUGAACGGCAGAACUGCAGGCUUUCAGUGAGUUACUCGGUUUGGACGGACCAGAUUCUAGCCAUCAGUGAGUUUGACAAGGGGAUUUUAGGAUGCUUCCAAAAGAUCAAGUUUCUUUGUUUUUGUUUUCACCUUAACCUAACCCUUUGAUGUGGAUGAAGAAAUGGGGGUGAGGACCGCGGGGUGGGAGCUGCCACCUGGCGCAGACUCAGGCUUUGUCAGAAGCCCAGCCACGCGCUUGGUUUCCGUCACAGACCUGGAAUAGUUCUGUCGUGGGAAGCAGCUGGCGGGAAUUCGCCAAGCAUGCUCGCUGUGGCUUUCUGACAUGAGCUUGGUCUUCACUGCGUAGUAUGUGCAAACUGACCUCUGCUCUUGCUUCCUCUUGUGAAAAUUGCAAAUGAUGGGCUCGCUCUUGGGUCUGUCCAGCGGGUGACCCAGGGCAGCCACCCCACGUGGUCUGUCCUGGCGGCGCGGGAGCUGGUGGCCGGGGAUCUCACCUGGCCUUAAUUUGGAUUGUUGCGUCUUUUAUAUGUUACUUGAUUUUUUUUUUCUCAUAUGCCAAUGUAUUUAUAGGUUUACUGGGUUUCUUUGGAGGGUGGGGUGGGGUGGGUUGUGGUAAUACCUUGUCUUCCCAUUCCUUGAUUAAGUUUUCGGUGAAUUCAGCCGUGGAACCGUCCAGCCGGUAUCUUCAGUGUUGGGUUCUGUAGCUGGAUACUGUUGUCAUCAUUAUAAGUAUAAUUAUUAUUUGUAAUCACAAAGUAAGCUUGAAUUUGGGCUUGUACUUGCAUCUUUUGUAUUUUCUAUGUUUGGUUAUUUAGACUUUGGGCGUCCUGUUGUUCGGUUUUGUUCCUGUUCUGUCUACUUGGAGAAUUGAGUAGACCCAUCCGUGAUGGUCUCUUUUGGAUUCUGUAGCUCUAUUUGGAAUUGUGUUAAAUUGAUGUUUUGCAUUUUGACUUCAUUUUACAUUAGUUUGAAGUAAAUUAUUUAAUUUUUUGGACUUCUGGAAUUUUGAACAUUUACUGUAAUUUGUAAUAUACCUGCUGUGAAAUACUUGAAUAAAGAGGACAAGAAAAACACA